Molecule: messenger RNA, 3022 nt
Organism: Perkinsus marinus ATCC 50983
Lineage: Eukaryota; Perkinsozoa; Perkinsida; Perkinsidae
Product: asparagine synthetase, putative
Exons: 28
Coding region: 1-2985 (994 amino acids)
Biological process (GO): SRP-dependent cotranslational protein targeting to membrane
Cellular component (GO): signal recognition particle, endoplasmic reticulum targeting
Molecular function (GO): asparagine synthase (glutamine-hydrolyzing) activity; 7S RNA binding; ribosome binding
Source: RefSeq, a predicted model, not a curated record
AUGUGCGGCAUAUUGGCGGUAUUCGGCCUUAAGGAGGAUGCUGAGAUAUUCAGACCAACAGGAUUGCAGUUAUCCAAGCGCAUUCGUCAUCGCGGUCCGGAUUGGAGCUCCUGCUACUGCCAUAAGGACGUCUUCAUCGCCCAUGAGAGACUAGCGAUAGUCGACGUAGAGUCCGGUGCUCAGCCUUUGUACAACAAGGAUCACACGACUGUACUGGCUGUUAACGGGGAGAUAUACAACUACCAACCUAUUCGGGAACAGCUUAUCAAGGAGGGGUUUGAGUUCGCCAGCGGCAGUGACUGUGAGGUUAUGCUCCACAUGUACGACCGUGGGGACUCAAUGGAAGACCUCCUCAACCAGCUACGUGGUAUGUUCGCUUUCGUUAUCUAUGACGCUACAAGCGGUCGUUAUGUUGCUGCUAGAGACCAUAUUGGUAUCAUUCCCCUGUAUAUCGGCUGGGGUCCUGAUGGUGAGGUCUAUUUCGCCAGUGAGAUGAAAGCUCUCAGUGACCGAUGCACCAACUACAAGCAGUUCCCUCCAGGACACUACUACGACUCAGUCAAGCAUGGCAUUCACAAGUUCGAGAGAUGGUAUAACCCUUCCUGGAGACUCGAGAUUCCCACCCAAAGGCCGACCCCUGAGGAACUUCGUACAGCUUUGGUGAACUCAGUAGAGUCCCAUAUGAUGGCCGAUGUCCCCUAUGGAGUGCUCCUGUCGGGUGGUCUCGACUCUAGCCUCGUAGCCAGUAUUGCCUCUCGUAUUCGUAUGCGACAGGCUUGUGGUGAUGAUGAGGAUUACUGUAGGAAACUAAGAAAAUCUGGCAAACUCCCCAAGAUAGCACGACUGAGAAGUUGGAAUCCGCGUGGUAUGACGAGUGACCAGGAUAAGUUUUUUCGAAGUCCUUCCAUGCCGGCAGCGAGAGUGGGAAAGGCGGCUCCUUCACCCGGCACGGUAUCGGAGCAGUUCUAUCAAAUCGAUCGCUGCUUCAAAGACGAGGCGUAUCAAGAGGCUAGCAGGACUGCUAAACAAAUAUUGAGCAAACAACCUGAGAAUACGCAGGCUGUGAUGUGUUACUUGUAUAGCCAGAUUCAGUUGUCGCAGUGGAAGAAUUGCCUCAACUUUAUGGACUCAAAGAGCACCGGGGCUCUAGACAAGUGUACGUUGGAGGAUCGAGCCACGUUAAGUUACUAUCGAGCCUAUUGCCUUUAUCGCCUCAACAGGGAGGGGGAGUGUUUGGAGGAGAUAUCGAGAAAUGGUGACAGCAAUUCCGAGAAGUGGCAGGUGUUGGAAGCUCAGUGUCGCUAUCGACUCCAUCAAUACUCGAAAACUACAGAGCUUUACCAGAAACUACUCGCCGACGCUGAAAAUGGAUCCAAUGGGGAAGACUCUGAAUCCGCUUUGUUACUAUCGAUAAAUCUACUGGCAAGUUGUGUAUCUGGGGGCAGCACUGACGACUUGGAUAAGCUGAUGAAGGAUCUCGGCGAACCUGAGGAUGCCUAUGAGCUGGCUUACAAUCUGGCAUGUGCUUAUCUUCUCAAGAAGGACUAUGUGAAGGCCGAGGACAUGCUCGUCUUGGCCUCGUCCCUCUGCAAGGGCGAGCUUGAUAUCGAUACGGACUCGGACCCUGAGCUCAACUGGAUCAAAGCUCAACUUGGUUACCUUCGUCAACUACAGGGGCGGACCGGUGAGGCUGCAGAGAUAUACGAGAAAAUAAUGCGACCUGUAAUAGGAGGCAUGAAGAACGAUAUCUCGGUUAUGGCAACUGCAUGCAACAAUCUUGUGACCUUAAGACCGAAGGGCAGUUCACUUUUCGACGCCCUCAAGAGGGUUCGACUCGCCAGUAAAGCUGAGUCCCUCGAGAGCAAGCUCACGGCCGGUCAGUUGAAGACCUUGGGUCUCAAUAAGAGCAUCGCUUUAUCGUCGCGGUCGAAGAUUUCCGAGGCUCGAGCAGUACUAUCACAGCUAGAGGCACAGCUAGGGGAUAGUUUCACUCGCAGCGGUACUGCGGCUGUGUGCAGAGCUGUUAUACAGUAUGCUAGCGGAGUAAAGGAGGAGGCGGUCGACACUUUGAAGUCCUGGCUGGCCUCGAACAGCUCUUCAGAGGAUUCCACAUUUGUGCGUUUGUCUUUGGCCGGUCUCCUCGCUGAAUCACCAGCGACCAGGUCAGAGGCUGCCAACUUGCUGAGUGCCCUCGGUCCCGAGAUUAGUAUGGGAAGGCCAGAAGCAGUAAGGCAGAGGUUCGGUGCUCACAGUGGCGACACGGCCGAGGACCGCGCUGCGUUGAGAAAUGAGAUCACCGAAGUGCUGAACUUUUGGGAGAAACGAUCGUCGGGAGAUGCAGCUGCGGUUUUGAGGUAUGUUGCUGAUGUUGCCACUCGUAACAAGUUCUAUGAGGAAGCUGUACGGACGUGGGAACUGUAUGGCAGCAAAGUUGGAGACACCGGGGCGGUCGAGGCGGUCCAAGGACUGGUAGCAGCUAUCUCACGUGUGGACGCCCCGAGCUCAGAGAGUUUGAGUAAUGCUUCUAUGUUGGUGGAGCGACUGGUGCAAAGAUCAUCUGAAGCAGAAGCAAUAGAGGAUGCUAUAGAUGAUGUGGACCCUGAGGAGUUGGAGGGCAUGGACGUUAGCAUGGGGAGCUGGAAGGUGGCAGCUACAGCUCCUACAGCAGCAGUCGAGGGAGAGAAUGUCGAGGUUAAGAAGCGACACCGUAAGCGGAAGCCUCGCUACCCUAAGGGCUUCGAUCCGGAGAACCCGUCAGCAUUCAAGAAACCAGACCCUGAGAGGUGGUUACCGAAACAUGAACGUUCUGACUACCGUAGGAAGAUGAAGAAGAAGCAAAUGCAGUUGAUGCGUGGUCCUCAGGGUGUGGUCCCUACUGAAGGUGAGCAUGUGAAGACCGGCCCGAGCACGGCCCAGCUGGAGGCGUCUACGGAGAGGCAGACCCAACAUCAGAAGAGACGGAAGAACCAGCGCAAGCGCAAGUGAUGAUGACUACUGCUGCUGUGGUUGUUGUUGUUGACUU